Fonsecaea pedrosoi CBS 271.37 is the source of this 276-nucleotide messenger RNA. RefSeq lists its product as uncharacterized. The transcript has a single exon. NCBI's taxonomy places the organism in Eukaryota, Fungi, Ascomycota, Eurotiomycetes, Chaetothyriales, Herpotrichiellaceae. The coding region runs from base 1 to 276 and encodes 91 amino acids. The record is from RefSeq and is a predicted model, not a curated record.
AUGGAGGAUGCCAUUAUUGGAGAGUUGAAGCAAACGUCUCGAAGACUCCAAGAUCCAGGCGAGGAUACAAUCAUCAAACAGCUGGUACCUGAUAUUAUUCCACCUGUGGAAAGUAUCCCCGACCACAGACUGGAAGAUGAACGAGAUCAAGCCUUGUUCGACUCUGCCCCUGCGCCGCUCAACCAAAACACCAUGCGCUAUCUAAUAUGCUGCCAUAGCAUUCAUCUGAAGAUGCCAAACCUAAGAGGAGAGUCAGGCUUACACAUAAGGUGCUAG